CAUACCUGAUGAGACACCAAGUUGUUGGUAAAAGACCUAAAGGGUCAGGGUCCUCUGAUAAAAGGGUUGCCAUGGACUCCACCUAGCCCCCACAAUUUGUGCAGUGAUCAAUUCAUGACUUUAAAAAGCAAUCAAUUACCCACGCAAAGCUUUUCACUUUUGUGCCACUGGAAACCAAAAGAGAAACCUCCAUUGCUGCUUCAUGUCCUCUAGUCUCUUCAUAAGUCAUUCUCAGACAAAAUCCACCCUUCCCUCUUCAACUGGUUGUGAUCACACCCCAUCCAUUUUGUGAGCAAAAGAAAUGAAAUCAAUGAAGGGAAGAUUCCUAAAGAAAUUGAAUUUCAUUCCAAGUAUAAGCACACUGAAACAAGGUCUAGUUUCCCAUCUGAACUCCACAGAAAGUUUUUCCUAUCAGAACCUGCAGAUACCACCAAUUUACAUACAAGAGGAUCACAAAAAAGACAUUCUAGCUGGUAGUUUUGGUGUAUCAAAGCACAAAACAGAAUCAAAAGAUGAAGAACUGGAUUUGGAACUUAAUUUUGUCGACAAGGUGAACAUUGCAACCUCCGUAUUAUCCAAUGACAGAGUGCCUGCCAUGGAUAGUCCUGAGGCUGCAGUCUCAACGGAGAUCACCGUGGAGCAAGACACAGAAAAUGAAGCUGAGAAAGAGAUUGAAGAACAUCCAUCUCUUUCAGAUUUUGAAGAGAAAUGUCUUCCAGGAGGGAGCCAGUCUGUAAUUCUCUACACAACAGGCUUGCGAAGUAUAAGAAAGACAUUUGAGGAUUGUCAUGCUAUUCGGUUUUUGUUGGAAAGUUUGAAAGUACUGUUCUAUGAGAGAGAUGUUUCUUUGCACUUGGAAUUCAGGGAGGAACUAUGGAGGAUACUGGGUGGCAGAGUGAUUCCUCCAAGGCUUUUCAUCAAGGGAAGGUACAUAGGAGGAGCUGAUGAAGUGAUUGGCUUGCACGAGCAAGGUAGGCUGAAGAAGCUCUUGGCAGGUAUACCUCUCAACCUGUCUAAUUCCCCAUGCAAUGGUUGCGGCAACAAGCGAUUUGUUGUUUGCUCCAAUUGUAAUGGCAGUUGUAAGGUCUUUGAAGAUGAUCAGAAUGAUGAGAAGUGCAUUAGAUGCCCUGAAUGUAAUGAAAACGGAUUGGCUAAGUGCCCCAUCUGCAGCUGAAAGUCCAGCUAUUCUCCUGAAGCUCUUUGUUGAUUCUGUAAUGUUUUCCAUCUUCCCUAACUAUUUCUUCAGUUUAUAAUAUCAGACUAUCUUGUAACUUGUACAUUGCUUGGAUAGAACCCUGCUGCUUCAGUUGCAGCACAAGAUGCUAGGCCUAUAUAUAUGAGUGGAGGAGUUGAUGAAAUGUAACACCAAGUGUCCUGAGUGCUUGCGAUAGAGUAGUUAAAGCCCUUUCUGCUGUAGAAAAUCUUUUGUUAUUUCCUUGCUCACCCCCUUUUUUUUUUGUCUUGUUUUCCUAUCUUCUCUAACAUUUCUCUUCAUUUAAAUUUCAGUUGCAAUUUACAAGUCUUAAAGUGGAAACUUAUUGUGGUUAAGAAAAAACGGAAAUAUAUUGAUUGCAUUUGCAUUGGAUGUCCUGAGAGUAUAGAGAGAGAUAUGAAGUGACCCUUUGUUGCUGCAAAUCUGGCUGCCAUUUCUUUCUUAAAGUCAUUCUUGAUCCUUUUGUCGUAUGUAACUUCUGCUGCCUCUUCUUUGUUUCAUUUUUAUUUAUUUUUGUUACAGCAUGUUGUUUGUACAAUUGUUAGAAACAGAUGAUGCAUUAGGUUGCAAAGAUAGACCAAACUGCUAUUCUAAUUUUACAGGAUUCUCAAGUGAGGAUUCCUUUUUCUUCUCUCAAGGAACUGUAUUAUGAUCUGAUCAUGUAAGGUAAUGAUAAUUAGUGGAAUAUCAGACAUGUGGAAGCAUGAUAGAGCUUCAUAUUAGCAGGCA
Molecule: messenger RNA, 1942 nt
Organism: Populus nigra (black poplar)
Lineage: Eukaryota; Viridiplantae; Streptophyta; Magnoliopsida; Malpighiales; Salicaceae
Exons: 1
Coding region: 302-1174 (290 amino acids)
Source: RefSeq, a predicted model, not a curated record